This is a messenger RNA of Schistocerca nitens (vagrant locust), 769 nucleotides long. RefSeq lists its product as uncharacterized. The coding region runs from base 26 to 499 and encodes 157 amino acids. The transcript is spliced from 2 exons. The record is from RefSeq and is a predicted model, not a curated record. Lineage: Eukaryota; Metazoa; Arthropoda; Insecta; Orthoptera; Acrididae.
GGCUUUCGGCGUUGUCGACGCUCCUAUGUGGGUGGUCAAGGCUCUUUGCGGCCGCCGGCUUUGUGAAAUACGUACGGACGACGGCAUGGUUGUUCGCCAUUACGACCAGAUGUGCCCACGAGUGGUGGCCACGCCGGUGCCACCGGCCCUUCCUUUGCCUCCACCAGCCCGAGACGCCAGUCCUGUCGCUGCUGCCAAUCUACCGUACGUAUUGCUGCAGCCGACGUCACUACCGCUUCCGAGUACGCCGGAACCGGCCCCAGUCAUGACGCCGCCUUCUCCGGGACCCAUCUCGCUGGAGCACACCCCCAGGUCCACGACACCUAUGGAUGCUGCUCCGGAGUUUUCACCCAUCAUCUUGUCCAGGAGGCACGUUCCACGCACGAGCUUCCGUCCUGGACAUUUUCAACCAUACUCUCGUGUCUCUCCGCGGGAUCUUCUCGUGGCCUCACAAGAGGCCAUGGAUGUCUCCGCACUGUCCAUGUCUCCAAGGAAGUGAGUUUUUUUUUAAGGGGGAAAAGUGUUGUGACAGUGCCAUGACAUUUACAGUGCCGCCACGACAGUACGCGCAAACAGCGAUAGAGGCGCUCCGCAACUCGGCUGAGCGCGGGAGCGCCACCUAGCUACGAACGGCGCCGGCCGCACGUCACGGCACGGAGUCGAUUAAGAGAUACUGAGUUGUUAUCAUGUAACCAGCUAUUGUUUCUAAGUGAGUGUGUUUGAAUAUCCAAGCAAUUAUUGGUGAUUAAAGGUUAUAACAGUUUCCUUA